Molecule: messenger RNA, 1116 nt
Organism: Akanthomyces muscarius
Lineage: Eukaryota; Fungi; Ascomycota; Sordariomycetes; Hypocreales; Cordycipitaceae
Exons: 6
Coding region: 1-1116 (371 amino acids)
Source: RefSeq, a predicted model, not a curated record
AUGAGUUUGGAAUGCUCCAUCCAUAGAUCCCGAAAAAGUUCAUACUGCUCACUCACCCGACCCAACCAAUACCGUCGCCCCGCGGGUCCUCUUCCGCCUGCUCCGCAGCAAUGGAACUCAGACGAGAUGCGGACUUGGCUGCAGGCUCGAACCGAAGAAGAAAAGACAAGGCAGGAGGAAGAGAAAACAAGACAGGAAGGACUCCGUCUAGAACAACGCAAAAUUGAGAUGGAAAUGCUCCGGUCUUCCCUUGGCGGCGGCAUCCCCCCUCCCAUGAUUCCUUUGGUAUUUACCGGCAUGGGCAGUGGUGGUGUCUUACCUCAGGCUGCUUUAGAUUGGGCUCACCAGUUCAUGAAUACGCAACAAGCGCACUAUCCACAGCUACCUCCUCCACCACCUCGACCAAUCUCGCCUGAAUCUCAGCCGCAUGGAGGUGGUUACGCCGCCUAUGCAACUUCGCCAACAAGGGCCCGAGGGCAGAGUAUCUCUGGCGUGAUAGCCCGGCCAGCCGCCGGCUCCAACCUCUCAUCAGCAGGGACAAACACACCACAAUCCGGAGGACUUCAGCCAAGUACAUCCACACUAGGCCCAUUUCAGCUUCACCAGUCCAGUGGAGGGCAGUCGAAUCAGCAGGAAUCUGAGCUCUACUUUCAUCAUUGGCAACCUCCGGUAACCCAGUCAGGACAAUCCGCUGGCGCAUCAAACAGGCCCAGCAGCCCAGUAGGCGACUCGCAGAAGAAGCGCAAAGCUGGAGUAGAUCCGCCACAGCACAGCCGUGCGAGCAGCAGCGCACAGCGUCCACGAUCGCCGCCAUCUUUUAUUCAAAGCGAGUAUGGAGGAACCUCGGGCCGCAGGCUUCACAAACGGCACAAGAGCGACGUCUCUUGGUAUCACGGCCCGCGACAUGGCAUGGGUUCGAGCCACGAAUCAGGGCGCCGCGAUCCCACUCCUGCGCGGGACAAUUCCUCAACCUCGUCCAAGGAUCGAGAGGCACAUGAAGGAUCUCGGCGGGAAUCACAGCCAGAGACACACUCACGCCUACGUCGCGAAGACGACGGACAAGCCCGAGACCGCGAUCGAGAAGCUGCAGCUCCCCCUGGCGAAAGAGCUGCGUAG